AUCCUUAUGCCAUUGUCUCCUUCCUUCACCAAAGCCAGAAGACGGUGGUGAUCAAGAACACCUUAAACCCCACCUGGGACCAGACACUCAUCUUCUAUGAGAUAGAGAUCUUUGGGGACCCCCAGAACGUGUCUGAUUCCCCUCCCAACAUCGUGGUGGAAAUAUAUGACCAUGACACCUACGGUGCGGAUGAGUUCAUGGGGCGCUGCAUUUGCAAGCCCAGCCUGGUGUGCUCGCCGCGACUCUCCUGGCACCCCGUCAUCAAGGCGAACAGGAACGUCGGGGAGCUGCUGGCUGCCUUCGAACUGAUUCAGAGGGAGAAGCCGGCUGUCCAUCACAUCCCUGGCUUCGAGGUAAUCGAGCUGUCCUCCAGCCUGGAUGAGUCUGCGGACUCUGACCUGCCAUACCCCCCGCCCCAGCGGGAACCCAACAUUUACAUGGUCCCCCAAGGAAUCAAGCCAGUCCUGCAGCGCACGGCCAUUGAGAUCCUGGCCUGGGGGCUGAGGAACCUCAAGAGCUACCAGUUGGCCAGCGUCACCUCGCCCAGUCUGCUGGUGGAGUGCGGAGGCCAGCUUGUGCAGUCCUGUGUCAUCAAGAACGUCAAGAAGAACCCCAACUUUGAUGUCUGCGUGCUCUUCAUGGAAGUGCGUUUACCCAAGGAGAGCCUGUACAGCCCCCCCAUCAUCGUCAAAAUCAUCGACAACAGGCCAUUCGGCCGAAGACCCGUGGUGGGGCAGUGCACCAUCCGCUCGCUGGAGGACUUCUACUGUGACCCCUACCAAGAGGAGACGGGUGGUCCCCAGGAGCACUCAGAUGAUGUGAGCCUCACGCCCAGGGAUGACGUCCUAAUUGACAUCGAUGACAAAGAACCUCUUAUUCCUGUCCAGGAGGAAGAAUUCAUUGACUGGUGGAGUAAAUUCUAUGCUUCCACAGGAGAGAGGGAAAAAUGUGGCUGCUAUUUAGAGAAGGGCUUUGACACCCUGAAGGUCUAUGAGACGGAGCUGGAGAACGUGGAGGACUUCGAGCAUCUCUCCGAUUUCUGCCACACCUUCAAGCUGUAUCGUGGCCGGUCGCAGGACUCGAAUGAUGACCCCUCCGUCGUGGGGGAGUUCAAGGGUUCGUUCAAAAUUUACCCUCUCCCGGAUGACCCACGAGUCCCAAUGCCACCUCGGCAGUUCCAUCAGCUGCCGGCCAGAGGACCCCAGGAGUGUCUCGUCAGGGUCUACAUCAUCCGGGCCUUUGACCUCCAACCCAAGGAUGCCAAUGGAAAGUGCGAUCCCUAUGUGAAGAUUUCCGUGGGAAAGAAAUCCAUAAAUGACCAAGAAAAUUACCUUCCCUGUACGCUGGAGCCUGUCUUUGGAAAGAUGUUCGAGCUGAGCUGCACUCUGCCCCUGGAGAAGGACUUGAAGAUCACGCUCUACGACUACGACCUCCUGUCGAAGGAUGAGAAGAUUGGGGAGACUGUCAUAGACCUGGAGAACCGGUUCCUAUCAAAAUACGGGGCGCGCUGUGGCCUCCCCCAAACCUACUGCGUCUCUGGACCCAACCAGUGGCGAGACCAACUCCGUCCUUCCCAGCUGCUUCACCUCUUCUCCCUGCAGCACCACUACAAGGCUCCCACCUACAAGUCUGACCGGAUCAUCUUCAGGGAGCACGAGUACAUCCUCUCUGAGCUGGAGGACGGCAAACCCCUCAACCCUCACCUGGGGCCGGUGGAGGAGCGUCUCGCCCUGUAUGCCCUGCGGAAACAAGGGCUGGUGCCGGAGCAUGUGGAGACGAGACCUCUUUACAGCCCUCUCCAGCCAGAAAUCGAGCAGGGAAAGUUGCAGAUGUGGGUGGACCUGUUUCCGAAAUCUCUGGGUCAGCCUGGCCCCCCUUUCAACAUCACGCCACGCAAAGCCAAGCGGUUCUUCUUGCGCUGCAUCAUCUGGAACACCAAGGAUGUCAUCCUUGAUGACCUCAGCAUCACCGGGGAGAAGAUGAGUGACAUCUACGUCAAAGGCUGGCUGGUUGGUCACGAGGAGAACAAGCAGAAGACAGAUGUGCACUACAGGUCUAUGGGAGGAGAGGGCAACUUCAACUGGAGAUUCAUCUUCCCCUUUCACUAUCUCCCUGCUGAGCAAAUGUGCUACGUCGCAAAAAAGGAGCACUUCUGGAGCUUGGACAAGACAGAAAACAAGAUUCCACCACAGCUGAUCUUCCAGAUCUGGGACAAUGACAAGUUCUCUUUUGAUGACUAUUUGGGCUCCAUUCAGAUGGAUCUCAACAGGAUGCCCAAACCUGCCAAGACCGCUGAGAAGUGCUCCUUAGAGCUAGUAGAUGAGACCUUGUCUUCAAGUCGCUUUGUGUCACUCUUUGAGCAGAAAACCGUCAAGGGAUGGUGGCCCUGUGUUGCUGAGCAGGAUCAAAAGAAGAUCCUGACGGGCAAAUUGGAAAUGACUUUGGAAAUUGUGGCAGAACAAGAGCAUGAAGAGCGACCAGCUGGUAUGGGUCGGGAUGAACCAAAUAUGAACCCCAAGCUGGAGGACCCCAAGCGCCCGGAAACCUCCUUCCUAUGGUUCACCUCCCCGUACAAGACCCUGAAGUACAUCUUGUGGCGGCGAUACAAGUGGGUGGUUAUCCUGGCCAUCGUGUUCUUCGUUUUGCUGCUCUUCCUGGGGAUCUUCAUCUAUGCCUUCCCGAACUACGCUGCUAUGAAACUGGUGAAACCUUUCAACUGA
Messenger RNA from Cariama cristata (Red-legged seriema), 2720 nucleotides. RefSeq names its product dysferlin-like. Gene Ontology annotation, cellular component: T-tubule; cytoplasmic vesicle. The record is from RefSeq and is a predicted model, not a curated record. Gene Ontology annotation, molecular function: calcium-dependent phospholipid binding; calcium ion binding. Gene Ontology annotation, biological process: vesicle fusion; macrophage activation involved in immune response; monocyte activation involved in immune response. The transcript is spliced from 23 exons. NCBI's taxonomy places the organism in Eukaryota, Metazoa, Chordata, Aves, Cariamiformes, Cariamidae. The annotation marks the transcript as partial.